This is a messenger RNA of Dipodomys spectabilis (banner-tailed kangaroo rat), 1107 nucleotides long. RefSeq names its product paired related homeobox 2 (gene Prrx2). The coding region runs from base 1 to 750 and encodes 249 amino acids. Gene Ontology annotation, molecular function: DNA binding; DNA-binding transcription factor activity, RNA polymerase II-specific. The record is from RefSeq and is a predicted model, not a curated record. Gene Ontology annotation, biological process: regulation of DNA-templated transcription. Lineage: Eukaryota; Metazoa; Chordata; Mammalia; Rodentia; Heteromyidae. The transcript is spliced from 4 exons.
AUGGACGGCGCGGCCGCCGCCUUCGCGCCCGACCAGCCGGGGCCGGGGCCGGGGCCGCCCGCGCCCGCGCCGGGGCCCGGCGACUGCGCCCAGGCGCGCACCAACUUCUCGGUGAGCCACCUCCUGGACCUGGAGGAGGCGGCGGGGCGGCUGGCGGCGCAGCCCGCGGCCCGGGCCCGCGCGAGGGCGGGCGCCGCGCGGGAGCCGUCCGGGGGCAGCAGCGGCAGCGAGGCGGCGCCGCAGGACGGUGAGUGUCUCAGCCCCAGCCGCGGCAGCUCGGCCAAACGGAAGAAAAAGCAGCGGCGGAACCGCACGACGUUCAACAGCAGCCAGCUGCAGGCGCUGGAGCGUGUGUUCGAGCGCACACACUACCCCGACGCCUUCGUGCGUGAGGAGCUGGCCCGGCGCGUCAACCUCAGCGAGGCCCGCGUCCAGGUCUGGUUCCAGAACCGCAGGGCCAAGUUCCGCCGGAAUGAACGUGCCAUGCUGGCCAACCGCUCUGCCUCGCUGCUCAAAUCCUACAGCCAGGAGGCCGCCAUCGAGCAGCCCGUGGCGCCCCGGCCCACCGGCCUGAGUCCCGAUUACCUCUCCUGGCCAGCGUCGUCCCCCUACAGCUCUGUGCCGCCCUACAGCCCUGGGGGCUCGGGCCCGGGCACCCCGGGGGCCAGCAUGGCUAGCAGCAUCGCCAGCCUACGUCUCAAAGCCAAGGAAUUCAGCCUGCACCACAGCCAGGUGCCCACGGUGAACUGACAGCCAGCUUGCCGGGACCAGCGCUGCCUCCCCAGCCUGAGGACGGCAGAGAAGAGGGGGAGAUAUGCACCGGAAGUGGCUUGUUCCAGCCCCUGUGCCCAGAACAGGCUGUCCAGGCUCUCCUGGCCCUUGUCACCAGCCCAGCCUCCUGAGGCUUGUGAGGCCCGGACAUCUAGGCAAUGAGAUGGUUGUCUGUGACCCCUGGAGGGUCUGGACCGGAAGAUGGCACAGGAGCCCACCGAGGACCCCACUCACUUUGUGUGUUAAAGCCACGAAGCUGUUGUCUUGAAGAAAUAAAACCUUAAAAAAAAAAAGCCUCAGAGAGAGCUGGGCACCGGUGGCUCACGCCUGUCAUCC